AUGGCUGGAAAAAUUGACCGUGGGGUGAAUAAUGGGACUGCUCCUCCAAUUUUUAAGCUUGGGGGUCAAAACUACCAUAGCAUUGGUAGCUUACUUCCUCCUGAUAGUUUGCGACCAACAUUUGCCCAGCUAUAUAUCUAUGACACAGAAAAUGAGAUUGACAAUCGAAUAGGCACACUUCGUUCCAAUGAAGCUAUAAAUGAGCGGGAUAGAAAAAUUGUGGCAAUAUUAAGAAAUAUGCUAGACAAAUAUAAUAGUUUGGCAAAGAAUUUUUGCUAUGCAAGAGAUAGGUACCAACAGAAAAACUGCACAAACAUAAAGCUUAAGUUGAUUAGUAAAAGGAAUACAGAUGGCAGGACAUACAACUUGCCAUCUGCAUCUAAAGUGGCUGCAUUGAUUGUUGGCGAUGUCGAACAACUUAGCAAAGAUAGAGAUAUUAUUAUAGAGAGUCAAUCUAGAAAGCUCCAGCGGAUUAAUGUUUUUCAUCCAUCUUAUUUAGCCUUGCAAUAUCCAUUGUUGUUUCUGUAUGGGGAGGAUGGAUUUCGUUUGGGUAUUGCAACAUCAGACUCUAUCUCCGCUAGACCUACAAAGAAAAACAAAACAAUCAAUUUGCGACAAUUCUUUGCUUUUCGACUACAGAAAAGGACGGGUGAAUCUCCGUUAAUUCUGAGAUCAAAGAGAUUAUUCCAACAGUUUCUGGUAGAUGCCUACACAAUGAUGGAAUCAGAGAGGUUAAAAUUCUUUAGGUGUAAACAACCACAGUUGAGGGUUGAUAAAUACAAAUGUCUGCAUGAAAGUCUUAUAAACGGGGAUGUAAAUGCUACAAGACUUGGAAAAAGAAUCAUUCUUCCCAAUACUUUUACCGGUGGACCUAGAUAUGCAGGAUAUCCUAGCUAUUUUAUUACAAUGACCUGUAACCCUGAAUGGGAUGAGAUAAGAAGAGAAGUGACUUCCAUUGGAUUGAAGGCAGAAGACCGUCCUGAUAUAUUGUGUCGAGUUUUCAAGAUCAAGCUUGAUGGUUUGAUAGAUGACCUCAAAGAGAGAAAAAUCUUUGGCAAAAUUUUGGGAUACGUUUGCACUGUAGAGUUUCAAAAGAGAGGGCUUCUGCAUGCACAUAUCCUUUUAUUCAUGAGUAACGAGUUCAAGCCACAAACACCAGAUGACAUAGACAAAUAUAUAACAGCUGAGAUUCCUGAUGAAAAUGAAAGGCCAAAUCUACAUAGAGCUGUUCAAAAUUACAUGGUACAUGGUCCAUGUGGUCCGUAUAACAAGAAUUCACCUUGCAUGAAGAAUGGAUCCUGUUCAAAGUUCUAUCCUAAAGAGUUUAGACAGCGAACACUCAUUGAUGAGGCCGGAUUUCCCAAAUAUAGGCGUACUGAUAACGGUCGAACAGUGAAGAAAAGGGAAUGUGUACUAGACAAUAAGUUCAUUGUUCCGUAUAAUCCAGAAUUGUUGCUCAAGUUCGGGUGCCACAUAAAUGUGGAAUACACAUGCCAAACAAGUUCUAUUAAGUAUCUGUUUAAGUAUGUACACAAGGGUAAUGACCGCGUAACAGCUACUCUAUAUAAUGCUGGUGAUCUGUCAGAAGCCACACAAGUUGUUGACAAAAUUAGGAAUUACUACGAUUGUAGGUAUAUUUCGGCAUGUGAGGCAGUCUGGCGUCUAUUUGGAUACGAAAUCCAAAAGAAAGAAUCAUUUGUGAUUAGACUUCCAUUCCAUUUGGAGGAUGAGCAACCUGUGAUUUAUGGUGAAACUUCUAAUGCGAAUGAUAUUGUCGAAAGAGAAAUAUCUCAUAAGUCCAUGUUUUUGGGAUGGAUGGCAGUGAACAUGUCAUAUCCUUAUGCUCGAAGUCUGACUUAUGCUGAGUUUCCAACCAAGUUUGUUUGGAAGGACGAUUCUUCAAAGUGGUUUCCUCGAAAGAAAGGCUUCGCAAUUGGAAGGUUGACUCAUGUACCUGCAGUAAAUACCGAAGAAUAUUACCAACGGCUUCUCUUGAAUACUCAAAGAGGAUGUAUGAGUUUUCGAGAUAUAAGAACAGUAGGAGGAACAAUUUAUGCUACGUAUAGAGAUGCAUGCUUCGCCCUUGGACUCUUGCAAGAUGACAAUGAAUUCAUUGAUGCAAUUAAGGAAGCAAGCUCAUGGGCUUCAGGAUCAUAUGUUAAGAGGUUAUUUGUCAUUCUAUUAACAUCCAACAAUAUCUCAAGACCAGAACAUGUUUGGUAUAGAUGUUGGCAUGAACUCUCAGAUGAUAUUUUGUAUCGACAGAGAGCCGUGAUGAACAUGAGCGAGUUAACAAUGUCAGAUAAUGAGAUUAAGCAGUUGUGCUUAAUGGAUAUAGACAAGAUCUUACAUUCCUAUGGUAAAACCUUAAAAGACUAUCCUCUUAUGCCUUUAGCAACUGAAGUUGAUAAUUCUUUGUUAACCGAAAGGGUUAUAAGGGAAGAGCUAAACUUUAACAAGGAUGAUUUAAAGAAAAAUGCCUCAGACAUGUUAGCCAUCGCAACACAUGAGCAGAGAUAUGCAUUCGAUAAAAUUGUUACAGCUGUGUAUUGUGAUGAAGGGGGUUUUUUCUUUGUGUAUGGUCAUGGAGGUACUGGAAAAAUAUUUCUCUGGAACCUUAUGUCUGCUGAGAUUCGCUCAAGGGGUGAUAUAGUGUUAAACGUUGCUUCGAGUGGUAUUGCAUCUUUACUUUUUCCCAAUGGAAGAACGGCACACUCAAGGUUCAAAAUACCGCUGAAUAUAACUGAGGAUUCUAUAUGUAACAUCAAACCUUGUUCCCCUCAAGCAAUGUUACUAUUGAGAGCCAAACUUAUAAUUUGGGAUGAGGCUCCAAUGGUUAGCAGGUACUGCUAUGAAGCGCUUGAUAAAUGCUUGGGUGAUAUCAUGAGGUGUUCUCCAACAUAUAGCAAAGAUUUGCCCUUUGGAGGAAAAGUGGUUGUACUAGGUGGAGACUUUAGACAAAUUCUUCCUGUCAUUUCACGAGGAUCGAGACAAGAUAUCGUUCAUUCAACCGUGAAUUUGUCUUACCUUUGGAAGUUUUGUCAGGUGCUCAAACUAACAAAAAACAUGAGACUCUUUGUAGGGACGACUGCUUCAGAUCAAGAUGAGACAGAGCAAUUUGGUGAGUGGUUAUUGAAAGUUGGUGAUGGUCUAAUAGGUGACAAUAUGGAUGGUGAAUCUGAGAUAUGUCUUCCAGGAGAUAUUGUUAUUCCUUCUUCGGACCAGGCAUUUGAUGAGUUAGUUCAUUUUUCUUAUCCAAAUAUUUUGGAAAACAUGUCCUCAAAGGAUUUUUUCAAAGCAAGAACUAUACUGGCUCCCACACUAGACAUUGUUGAAGAGGUCAACAACCAUCUGAUGGCUAUCAUUCCUAGAGGGGAAAAAUUAUAUCUUAGUUCGGAUUCCAUAUGUAUGGAUGAAGGGAAUAUGGAGAGUCAACUAGAUCUCUAUGGUUCUGAAUUACCGAAUAGCAUAAAUUGUUCUGGUUUGCCUCCACAUAAAUUAAUACUCAAGAUUGGUGUUCCGGUGAUGUUACUGAGGAGUAUUGACCAAUCCAGUGGUCUUUGUAAUGGUACAAGGCUACAAGGUAGGAAGCUUGGAAAUCAUGUCAUAGAAUGUGAAGUCUUAACGGUAACAAUGUUGGUCAUAUUGCUUUGA
Molecule: messenger RNA, 3654 nt
Organism: Arachis duranensis
Lineage: Eukaryota; Viridiplantae; Streptophyta; Magnoliopsida; Fabales; Fabaceae
Exons: 6
Coding region: 1-3654 (1217 amino acids)
Biological process (GO): DNA repair; telomere maintenance
Molecular function (GO): DNA helicase activity
Source: RefSeq, a predicted model, not a curated record